UCAUUGUGUAUAGCGGCUGGGGGUGCCAAAUUAGGCUCCUACAUUUGUCACUUCAAGCUAUGGUGCAAAUUUCAGCCAAAUCUGAGACACUUUGGUUUUAGUGGAAAAAUUUUCAAAAAUUGUCAUGGAUAUUUAAGAUCUCUGAACGUAUGGUCGGAUUUGGUACUAAAUGAUAGAUGAGAUCUACUGAAACUUUACAAUAUUAUUAUAAAUAUAAUCAUAUUUAUAAAUUUAUCAUAUGUUCAUUUGGUGCAAUCAAACACAUUCCUCAAUUUUUAUUUUCUCCAUUCUUCAUCGAGCUUUUUUUGAGGUUUAUUUUCAACUCAAAGUUGUUUUGAAUUUAUUUUUGCUUCUGUACAUUAUCUUCAUAGAUAAAUACCAAAGAUACUACAAACUUCUUAAAAUGACCGAAGUAGAUGACACUCUGAAAAGAAUUCAAUCCCACAAGGGAGUAGUGGGAACAAUUGUUAUUAAUGGAGAAGGAGUUCCAAUCAGAUCAACACUGGAUAACACCAUGACAGUUCACUAUGCGGCAGUCAUCACUGAGAUAAUAGAGAAGACAAGGAAUGGAGUCAGGGACUUGGAUCCCACAAACGAACUGACAAUACUGCGAAUUCGUACAAAAAAACACGAAAUCAUGAUCGCACCUGACAGUGAAUUUAUGAUGAUAGUUAUACAAGAACCCGUUGAAUAAAAACAUUCAUUUUUUUA
Nilaparvata lugens (brown planthopper) is the source of this 711-nucleotide messenger RNA. Its product is annotated as dynein light chain roadblock-type 2. The record is from RefSeq and is a predicted model, not a curated record. Gene Ontology annotation, molecular function: dynein intermediate chain binding. Bases 239 to 694 code for a protein of 151 amino acids. NCBI's taxonomy places the organism in Eukaryota, Metazoa, Arthropoda, Insecta, Hemiptera, Delphacidae. The transcript is spliced from 3 exons. Gene Ontology annotation, biological process: microtubule-based movement. Gene Ontology annotation, cellular component: cytoplasmic dynein complex; centrosome; cytoplasm.